AUGGCUACUGAGUUGACCGUGCAAUCUGAGCGUGCUUUCCAAAAGCAACCACAUAUCUUCACCAACCCAAAGGCUAAGGCCAACCGUCGUACCAAGAGAUGGUACAAGGAUGUCGGUUUGGGUUUCAAGACCCCAAAGACCGCCAUCACUGGUCACUACAUUGACAAGAAGUGCCCAUUCGUUGGUGACAUCUCUAUCAGAGGUAAGAUCUUGACCGGUACCGUUGUCUCCACCAAGAUGCACCGUACCAUCAUCAUCAGACGUGACUACUUGCACUACGUUCCAAAAUACAACAGAUACGAGAAGCGUCACAAAAACGUUGCUGCCCACGUCUCCCCAGCUUUCCGUGUUGAGGAAGGUGACUUGGUCACUGUUGGUCAAUGUAGACCAUUGUCUAAGACUGUUAGAUUCAACGUCUUGAAGGUCCAACCAGCUGCUGGUUCCUCCAAGAAGUUCUCCAAGUUCUAA
This is a messenger RNA of Williopsis jadinii, 468 nucleotides long. RefSeq names its product 40S ribosomal protein uS17 (gene RPS11A). The record is from RefSeq and is a predicted model, not a curated record. Bases 1 to 468 code for a protein of 155 amino acids. NCBI's taxonomy places the organism in Eukaryota, Fungi, Ascomycota, Saccharomycetes, Phaffomycetales, Wickerhamomycetaceae. Gene Ontology annotation, biological process: translation. Gene Ontology annotation, cellular component: cytosolic small ribosomal subunit; ribosome. The transcript has 2 exons. Gene Ontology annotation, molecular function: structural constituent of ribosome.